UCAACAGCUAGACUCCUGUGAGUAGGAUAGGACCUAUAUGUUAUUCUUGCUACUGUCACCGACACGUGCAUUCCGGAUACAGUAAGUAGUGUGAGGGAUAAGAAGUCCAAAGUGUCAGAGCUGCAUUAUAAGGAAACCACGCUGUGACUGUUGCAGUAGAUAUGUUCGUUUCUUCUGCGCACAUGUUUUACCUGACCGCGGCCAUCUGUAGGACCCAGAGACACUACAUCCAUUGGUCCUUAGCAAGUCGUAAGUUUUCUGCGUACAGCUCUAGUAAAACUGGUCGGAAUAAUAGAAACAUCCCACCAAGUAUGGAUAAGCUGGAGGAUGAAGAGCUAGUGUUUCCAGAAUUUGUUGCACAGGGAAAGGAAGAAGAGAGCGUUGACUAUGAACUGCGAUUACAAAAGACGUGUGAGGAGCGCAUCCGUGUGGAGCAGCUAGAGAGAACGAAGGUGGAAGUAGUUGGUGCUGAGUUGUAUCAUCAGACCUUGCAACAGCAGGUGAAAUCACUUCAGCCACUCUUUAAAAAACUUGAAACAAAAGAAAUAAAAUCUAAAAAAGGCUUGAGUGACAACAUUGAGAUUAAUGAUCUUGGUUUCACUCCUAUUUUGCACAAUACAAAUAUGAAACGGAAAUCAACUAAAAUAAAAAUGGAACAUAAAAUAUAUGGGAGUCCUGACAGCAGUUUACCCAUAAGUGGGCAUCAGUGUUCAGGAUGUGGUGCCAUAAUGCACUGCCUAGAACCAACUAUUCCUGGAUAUAUCCCUAGUGAGAAGUACUCAAGUAUUUUGGAGCAGAAUACGAACAUGAAAAAUGUCACGUGCCAACGUUGCUUCCUUCUUGUCCAUCAUCAGAAGGCUCUCAAUGUUACCGUUUCUCAGGAGGAGUAUCGAAAUAUUGUGAGCAAUAUUCGGGAAAAGAAAGCUUUGGUAUUAUUAAUGGUAGACAUGCUUGACAUCCCCAAUACCAUCAUUCCGGAUCUGCUUGAUCUUGUUGGCGAAACCAAAAACAUUUUUGUGCUGGGAAACAAAAUUGACCUCCUUCCCGGUGAUUCCCCAGGUUACCUAAAACGCCUGAAAGGUCAACUACAAGAUUAUUGUACAAAGAGAGGUCUUAACAGAGCUGGAAAUAUGAAUGAUGUGCACUUAAUAAGUGCUAAAACAGGUUAUGGAGUGGAAGAGUUGAUAACCAAACUCCAGAGAUCAUGGAAGUACAAGGGUGAUGUAUAUCUAGUGGGAGCAACAAAUGCUGGAAAAUCAACUCUGUUUAAUGCUUUGCUCCAAUCUGAUUAUUGCAAGGCAAAAGCUUCAGAAAUCAUAAGAGGGGCAACCAUUUCUCCAUGGCCUGAGAUAAAUUUAAUUACUGGUGCCACUUGGUGGCGUUUUAUUGAUGAUGUGUUUGGCAUAUGGUAUGGUGACAUUGGAGCCUUACUGGCAUUUGUAGAAGAUCUUAAUUGCUCAGUUAAUGGCAUUAAAUUUACUUUAACAUAUGAUGAAUGUUCAAUCCAUUUUUUGGAUACAAAAGCCUAUAAAGGUGAGGAUGGUUUGAAAAUUGAUAUUUAUUCCAAACCUACGGAUAAAAACAAUACCUUGUGGUUUGAGAGUUUCCAUCCACCCUCUACCUUUACGGCAGUCCCAAAGAGUCAACUUCUAAGGGUUGAUCGGAUUGUGUCAGAUUCAGCCAUUAAGGAGGUACGUCUGGAAGAGAUGUCUGAUAAAUUUAUCUCUAGGGGUUAUCCUAAAUCAUUAAUUAAGGACAUAAAACAGAAUGUGAGUGCAACUAGAGAUGAAUCUAAAACAGUGAGGAUAACCAAAAAUGGGUCUAAAAAUCUGGAGAGAAUUAAAUUUAUAUCUCAGUACAAUACAAGGAGCAAUCAAAUUAAUAAAAUCAUACGGAAAUGUUGGCAUAUUUUAUCCAAAUGUCACCCAGAUAUAGGUGCCUUUUCAUUACCACCUAUGUUGGCUUAUAAACGUAGUCCUAAUACUAAAGAUAAAUUGGUGAGAGCUGAUAUUGGUGUUAAGAAAAAUGUUCAGAGUACAAUAACUGGCCAAAAACGAAAAGGAUGUUACCAGUGUUUAUCUUGCAUUAAUUGCAAUUCAAUGAUCAAGGGUGACACUUUUUGUCACCCUUACACGGGGUGUAGCACAUAUUCCCUUGCAGGGCCUGUACUGGUGCAGGUUAAAGGCAGCUUUCACGGCAGUAGCCCUCUGGACAUUUGA
Molecule: messenger RNA, 2219 nt
Organism: Bombina bombina (fire-bellied toad)
Lineage: Eukaryota; Metazoa; Chordata; Amphibia; Anura; Bombinatoridae
Exons: 4
Coding region: 162-2219 (685 amino acids)
Molecular function (GO): GTP binding
Source: RefSeq, a predicted model, not a curated record